Messenger RNA from Clonostachys solani, 4188 nucleotides. The record is from the annotation of a GenBank genome assembly. NCBI's taxonomy places the organism in Eukaryota, Fungi, Ascomycota, Sordariomycetes, Hypocreales, Bionectriaceae.
AUGGAAACAGAAGUUAGGAGUCUGAUACCCGAAAAUAUUGACCACGUGAUAUCAGUCCUUCGUUCUAUAUCUGAGUAUCUCGAGCCUUGGAACCAAGCAUCUCAAGUCAUUCCAGACUUAACGCAGUGGCGCAUGUUUCCAGUCAAUCCGAAGGGGGGCACCUCUGCCAAGGUUGAGCUGCAAGCAGCCUCUGAUUUCUGGUGCAUUCCAGUAGCUUUGGACCAUCAAAGGGGCUUUCUCGGUAAAGUCAACAUAUCGGUCAUCUUUGCUGAUACUUUUAGCGGCAUAUCCCAACUAUGCGGUUAUCUAAAGUUGGAUUCAAAAUUCAUGUCCAGACUUAUCAAUGAAAAAUCUGCGCAUCAUCAUGGGGUUCGCCUACAUGAAGGCUACAUGGAGAGGCUUCGAGGGAAAGCCUUGUACAUUGCAUCGUUGAUCCCGCUUCGUUACCAAACUAAAUACGUCAAGUUGCUUAAGAAUCUGUUUGUAUAUCAAUGUGACCAGAUUCUUAUUAAUUGGCACCUCAGAGUUGGCGAAGAGGUGGUGCAGAGCCAUCCGGUGGAAGACCAGGUGACAGUCGAAAUCAGAAGCGGAGAAUUGAGCAUUCAUAUGGUUGACAAGGAUAGUCUCCUCAACUCGGGUUAUUCUCCAAUGCAGUUAUCCCAUCUGAUGGCCGACGUUUGCAAGAUUAACCGCAGCAGAGAUUUUAGUCUUCUCAUCCAGAUCCUCGCACAGGACAAACCUAAGCUUAUUGAAGCAGAUCUUCAUUUUCACCUCAAAGAAACUGGCCGUACAAGAUUCAAAGAACCAUUUAAGAGCGGCGAUGACGCGAUCAGCAUGCCCCAAACCUCAAUGCCACCUCAGCAGAAAAAUACAGCGACUCGGGUGACCACUCAAAAGGAGGACCGCAUUCAAGUCUUGCCCUUUGACAAUCAACAGGAUGACACCCCUUCUUCUAAGAUGCAGGAGCCGAUAGAAGGUGAAACUGGGCGGAUUGACUCUCAGCCGGUCCCCAAAGCCUCGAAGAACACCUUGGAUAGUCAAAUACAGAAUCCGGUAGGACAUGUCUCGGAGGAUGCUGUAGAUGCUGUAACUGGCACUGAUGACCAUCCUAUCGCGCAUAAAGAGCAGCAUACAUCAAAUGGGCUUAGUGGUCCCAUAUCAGAUACGGAAGAUCGAUCCGUUGAACAGCUUAGCCCUACAAAGAUUGAGGCUCCUACAAAUGUCGGAAAGAGCAUCAGCUCUACCACCGCGAGAGGCCCCAUCAAUAAUACGGAGGCGAGCUGCCAGUAUGAUACCAUUCGGAUCCUUGAUGGGACCGAGCCAUGUCAAAAGGAUGAAUUUGGAAAUCGGCAAGCUCAACAGGAGUCGAGUGAUGAGCAUGCACCGGCCUUCUCCGAGUCUCCAAAGGCAGAUAAGAGCCAUCUUCUCGAGAAUGCCAGAGUGCAUAAUGUCAGAACAGAGAUUGCGGACGCCGCAGAGGAAGCUCCAAGCGAAGGCAACAAAUUAAUGGUCAGAGGAUAUAGAAGCAGCCCCCGAAGCGACCAGCAAGAGGUGCCUCCUAGUACCAAAUUGGAGGCCGAGAGCAUCAGUGUACAACUUGAUUCGCUGCCAGCCAAAGACACACCUCUUGCUUCUAAAGACGAGGAGGAAAUCGUCGAGGAAUUUAGUGGUUUGAAAGUGCCUAGCAUUGCCAUUGAAAGGGCUGAGUUACCAGAAGAUACGAAAGUGCCCUUGAUUAAGCCUAGUGAAACGCCUUCUUACAGGUCUGGACCUCCAUCUAGUAUCAGAGGCGACCAACAUGCGCAACAAGAAUUUGGUACAGUUCUCAAAACCAUGAGGCCAUCAUCGCCGUAUGCCAAGAGAGCCCUUUCCCCUAGUCGCUAUCUCCCGUCUAGCGACAGGGAGGUAGAUUAUCUAUCAACCCAGCCGCACAGAAGGACGAACCACGAGUUCAUGAACAUGAAUAGUGGCUUCGUACAUUAUCAUGAACCAACGACGAUCUUCACUGGCCGAGACACAGAGGAGACCAGAAAUUUUGGGGAGCUCUAUGUGUCCGAGUAUCUUCGCAAGUUGCUCCCCGAAACAUAUGAUCCUAGCAAGCAUUGGACCAGCCGACAACGCUCAAGGUCGUUUACGCCGCCAACACCAGAUUGCUCUACGUUCACGAUCCCAGAUGCUAGUGGGAAGCUACUUGAAGCAGUUAUCGAGGGAGGCCACAUCAACAGAGCUCUGCUUGAGAAGCCCUGCACAAUUCACGUUGAAGUAUGCGCUUCCAACGACGGUCUCUACUCGACUUUCAUCCUGCCCAACGUUCAGUUUGAAAAGGCGAGAAGGAUGACCAUGAGCAAGGAUCAGAAGUUCAACCAAAUCUACAUUCUGGCUCGUGUGUAUAAAGUACGCGAGGAUCCGGGAAUCGCCAUGUACGUGGAUCCAUGGCACCUUUAUCUGCACGGAUCUUUAUCGCUCCAGUCAGCGAGUCGCUUUCUUGGAGCGAUAUCGAAAUCGAAGACACUGCGACCAAUCCUACAUCAAGAAUCGACGAGGGCAAGUUUCACCUCAAAGUCGCACGUUGUCUACCACGAUCUGCCUGUCGGGCCACGGGAAAUCCGUCUCCUCAAGCUGGACCUGAACAAGUACAACGAGCCCCUUCGCGGAUCGCUUCAGGUGUGCAACGUGUCAGAUGCUAAUCAUUAUUGGGCCUUAUCCUACGUCUGGGGCCCGAAUCCGACGGAACUACAUCCAAUCUACUUUACGGUAGACGGGAAGGAGAUGAUGAUCACAGAAUCUUUGAGUGCAUUUCUCAAGCAGCUACGACGCAAACUAAGAGAUGGCGGAACCAACUCAGUCCCUCCGCUGCUAUGGGCUGAUGCGUUGUGCAUCGACCAAAACAACAACGUCGAGAAAAGCCAGCAGGUGAGCAACAUGGGGUCUAUUUUUGGGGAAGCGAAGCAGGUAAUGGUCUGGGCUGGCACCGAGAAUGAGAAUGAUACUGGGGUCAUCGAGGUGUUCGCAUGGCUGCACGAGCAACUCUUCGGACACCGGGACACAAAGACUUGUCGCUGCCGAGAUACAGAACAACCGUCAACAGAUCACCUCCCAAAUGACGAAGAUCCUUGCUGGCCAGCCAUUGAAGCUUUCUUGAGGCGGGAAUGGUUCGUGCGUGUAUGGAUCAUCCAGGAACUCGUCCUUGGCUCCGACGUCACUCUGAUGUGCGGUGAGCGGGAAACCCGUUGGGAUUGCUUCGCUCAGACACUGAGUGUUUGCGAACGGUAUUUAAAUCAAGGUGACCACGGUAGACACUAUCUCCCGAGCUCGGGUCCUGCGCUCUCUCUCCAUGGCGUCCGCAAACUCUACCAAGGGCGCCGCAAGUUCCGCUUCCUGCAGCUGAUCGACAAGUUCUACCUCUCACAGUCCACUUGGCGACGUGAUCGAUUGUUCGCACUCCUGAACUUGGCGUCGGAUGCCGAUUUCAACACGAGUGACUUCCAGCCUGAUUAUGACUCUGGAGACGAGAAUGUCCUUGCAGUAUAUGCGCGCGGUUUCGUCCGGCUUGGCCUGGCCCCAGACCUUCUGUACCGAGCUGGGAGUGGCAAGGCAUGUCCUUCCUGCUCAUGGAUACCAGACUUCAUGCGUAGACGGUCUGGGAACCCACCAUACCCGCCAACUAUUUCCACAUGGCAGGCGAAGUCGGGGCAGUUCAGCGCAGGAAGUCGAAACAUCCGCAAGAAACCCACAGUGCACUUCAUAAAGCCGUCUGUACCUGAGGGGGGACUCAGAGACUAUCUUCAGCCGGUUCUUGUUAUCUCUGGUUACGAAAUCGACACCGUCACAGGUUGCCAGCCACUCAAUAUCAACCCCAGCCACGGAUCGGUGUCUUUCGAAACACUCCACAUCGUCCGCAAGCAUCUAAAGUUCUACUUACGAGGCCGGAGCGAGAAAAUUGUGAUAAACCUACUCAUCGGUGAUGCUCUACGACCGCAGCCCUUCUACGCCGGGCAGGAAUCCGCAGAGUUGGACGAGUGGCCGCCCGGGUUCGAGGAAAAGUUGCUACGGGCAAUCGACCCUGACCAAGAUGGACGAGAGUACGACAAAGUACAGGUUGAGGACCGGAGACUAAACCUCAAGUUCUGGGCAACAGUCAGAGCGUUUGCUGGCAGAAUACCGGGCGCGGCGAGAAAGGGCAUGUAG